UCUGUCCAACGAUGUUUUCCAGGAACCCGAAUCAUUUAUGAUCGAAAGUUUCUGUUGGAUCGUCGAAAUUCUCCCAUGGCUCAGACCCCACCCUGCCAUCUGCCCAAUAUCCCAGGAGUCACCAGCCCCAGCACCUUAAUCGAAGACUCCAAAGUAGAAGUAAACAAUUUGAACAACCUGAACAAUCAUGACAGAAAGCAUGCAGUUGGGGAUGAUGCUCAGUUUGAGAUGGACAUCUAACUGUUCUGCAAGGAUCAGAAGAAUAGCAGCAACGCUGAUACCUGUGUGUGUACCUGAUUUGGCCAAUAGGAUCAACAAUGAAAACACAGAAGAGGCAGUACCAGCAGUCCCCAUUGCAGUGCCCCCUCCUCUUCCUCUGGGUGCCAAAUGAUGCGAAGAUGAGCUUCAUCUGACUAUUUCCUCUUCCUGCUUCUGUUCCCUUUCCCACUUAGAUUAGAUUGAAGGCCCAUGGUGUAUUUCUGUAGAACUAAGCAGCCCACAAAGGAAAACAGUUGAAUUCUGGCUUUCUUAGUCAUUUUUGUAUUGAGACACCCUCCUCCCCCCAUUAAAAAAGAAAAUCCAAAAUCAGAUAUCAACCUACCAACAAUUGCUGGCUUCCAGGAGAGUCUGGGCAAGUGUUACAGAGGUUUGCUGGGUUCAGCAUUGUUCAUGUUCUUAUCCUGUGUCUCCUGCCUGUCUUCCACCCAUGGUUCAGUGCUACAACAGUCUGGUUUGGGGUCUUCAAAACCAGAGGGAAAUAAACAAGAAAAGAGCUGCUCUCUCUUGUCCCUUAAGGUGUGUGUCCCUGGGGCCAGCACAGGUUGUACAACUCUGGUAGCACUACCUGUGACACUGUUCUGAGGUCUGCUUCCCCUCCAUCCUCUGGGAGGAAUGCCUUCUGUCUUUGGUAUAAUAGUUUAUCUUUCCAUUCCUUUACUUAGCACAUGUGUGCAAGCAUUUUUAAACUCUACAUGAGGGGGUCGUCAGUAACCAGCUGUUCUUUCCUCCUCUCCUAUUCCUCCCUUCUUGCAUCAUGUUGCUUGUAGUCCUAUUGUACUCUGAGCAUCCACAUGAUUUCAGAGAUAGAGCACUUUGGAUGAGGCCUGAUCAUAGUACUUAAGCAUGAUUUUGGAAGAACCUUGGCUCAUUUGAGUCACUAGUCUUAGUUGUCAUUGUUUUUUUAAUUCAAUGAGCAUUGUAAUAUCGCAGGCUGCAGUUUUUUGUAUUUUUAAAGAUGACUUCCAGAAUGCUCUUAGAAAAACUAAAUGUUUUUCCUUUGUGGACCUGCUUUAUUUGGCUGCUGAGAUAGAUAAACAUGGGCUUCAAAAUGUGUUCCUCCCCAUUUUCUUGCUUUCCCUUUGUACUCUGAAUUUUCCCUUUCUUUCCCUUCCUCUCUCUCUCUCCUUCCUUUUCCUCUGCCAGGCCAUGUUUCAAAUAUACAUCAAAGAUACCUCAGGUGUUGGUAUCUGAUAGUAUCUGUUACUCCUCUUAUCUGAGGAGUGACCUUUUAUUUUUUAAGAUGACUACAGACCUAUUUUUAGAUAUGUUUUCAGUAAAUUCUGAACAGCAACUUUUUAAUUACAUCUUCCAGUGUUAGGAAGGUGAGAAAUGUCUGUAGGCAAGUCUGCUGUUCCAUGUCACCAUCCUUUGUCUCCUGCCGUCCCUUAGGAGCGCUCCCUUCCUCCUCCUAGUUUUGGGUGUGCAUGCUUGGCGUUUGUAGUGGGUGGGUGGUAAAGCUGGACCGUUCUGCCUUGUGGGUUGUUCAUGAAAGCCUCCUUCUUCUCCCUUACCCUUUGCUCUGUCAUUCCCUCUGCUCCCUGGCCACCCCCCUGACUACUGACUGGCACAGUAAUCCCAGGAGAGUGACUCAGUCCCUCUUAGAAAGACUAAUGCCUCUGUCCCCUCAUAGAAAGACAAGUAGCCUCUGAUAUCCUGGGAAUUUCUGGUUGGAUUUGGUGCCCUGAAUCAUCUAUUGAGAUCACAGCCCAGGGUGAGAGUAACAGGCCAGUUGGCUAAGAAAGAAAGCUGUUUGUUUUUCUUUUGAACUAUGAAAAGACCCUGUGUGCAAAUACAUCUUAGACAAAAGAGGGAGCAUGUCCAAGGAACUUUGUUCUGCUUUCUGCUAUAAAAUGUGAAUAGUUCACAAAGUGAAACCUUUUGUGAUGGUUGAUAUCUCAGGAAUAAGCUGGACCUCCAAAGUUUGGAGAUGCUUUCAGUCUCAGAAGCUGAUGAUCAGAAAAGUAUUGUUUGUUUGUUUACUGUAUCCCUGUUCCGAUUUUAAUUAAACUCCAGGUUUCGCUUUA
Messenger RNA from Myotis davidii, 2303 nucleotides. RefSeq names its product eukaryotic translation initiation factor 4E binding protein 2 (gene EIF4EBP2). The transcript is spliced from 2 exons. Gene Ontology annotation, biological process: negative regulation of translational initiation. Gene Ontology annotation, cellular component: cytoplasm. Gene Ontology annotation, molecular function: eukaryotic initiation factor 4E binding. NCBI's taxonomy places the organism in Eukaryota, Metazoa, Chordata, Mammalia, Chiroptera, Vespertilionidae. The annotation marks the transcript as partial. The record is from RefSeq and is a predicted model, not a curated record.